Microthlaspi erraticum is the source of this 708-nucleotide messenger RNA. Lineage: Eukaryota; Viridiplantae; Streptophyta; Magnoliopsida; Brassicales; Brassicaceae. The record is from the annotation of a GenBank genome assembly.
AUGGUUUCGUUGAAGCUCCAGAAGCGUCUCGCGGCCUCAGUGCUCAAGUGCGGGCAGAAGAAAGUAUGGCUCGACCCCAACGAAGGGAGUGACAUCUCCAUGGCUAAUUCGCGCCAAAACAUCAGGAAGCUUGUGAAGGAUGGUUUCAUCAUCAGGAAGCCAACGAAGAUCCACUCACGUUCCAGAGCACGCCAAUUGAACAUUGCCAAGAGGAAGGGACGUCACUCUGGUUAUGGUAAGAGGAAGGGUACACGUGAAGCAAGGUUGCCCACAAAGGUACUGUGGAUGCGUAGGCUUCGUGUUCUGAGGCGUCUCUUGAAGAAGUACAGAGAGACGAAGAAGAUUGACAGACACAUGUACCAUGAAAUGUACUUGAAAGUCAAGGGUAACGUCUACAAGAACAAGCGUGUGUUGAUGGAGAGCAUCCACAAGUCCAAGACUGAGAAGGCCAGAGAGAAGACUUUGUCUGACCAGUUUGAGGCUAAGAGGGCUAAGAACAAGGCCAGCCGAGAAAGGAAACAUGCUAGGAGAGAGGAACGACUUGCCAAGGGUCCUGGAGGAGACAUAGCUGCCGCACCUGCCGCCGCCCCUGCCGCAGCUCCAUCAGACAAACCCGCCGCCGCACCAUCUACCAAAGCUCCAUCAGACAAACCUGCCCCCGCACCAGCUGGAAAGUCUGUGUCCAAGAAGGCGAAGGCAGCCAAGUGA